AUGCUCUCUCCCGUGCACUGUUCCUCGUCCCUCGUCCCUCCCGUCCCGCAUACGCUCACGACAGCGCGCCCUUUACCUGGGGAGCUCGGAACUCUAGGCGGCAAAGCUACACAGCUGCCCGUCCUGUAUCUAGCGCUCGUAGCAGGCGGCAGCUCGAACGCCAACGGCGGCGCCCAGUCUCCGCUCCUCGUCGCCCUCUUCGUCGCGCUCGCUCAGGCCCAGGAGCAGCAGCACCAGUGUCAGCCCUCGUCUCACCUCGGCCCUGCGAUCAGCGAAGAAGACAUCGGCUUCCAGUUCCCUCAGCAGCAGGGUGGUAUGGCUGCUGCCUUCGGACGCGAACAGCACAACUCGCAUCGUCGCAGCGAGAGCAACGGCGAGAUCCACCGCGUUAAUAUAAAUCGACAUUCAGGAGCGGAUCGAGGCUCUACAGCGUCAGCAAACCGCCUUUCACCAGCACUCGCGUUGAACCAGGCCCUGUCCUUCCAGCCUCUUGGGCUGGCUCCGUCUCAACGAUGCCUUCGCCACACACCCCGCCACGCACCACCCGCGGCUUCUCGCCUCUCCCCCAACGCACGACGCGCGUAUCGGGCCUGCUUCCUCCCGCUUCGCGCGUCUAUCGGCACGCUUCGCUGGGGAGGAACUUUGACCAUCCCUUUCCGGCGCGUGGGUACCGAGUCCGUUGACCAACCUGCACGGCUCACCCUCCACUGCUCGCGCUUCGCCUCUGGGUACAUCCCGCGCUUCGCCCUCGGCCGUUCCUCGCCCAUCUCACUUCGCACCGCGUACACACAGACCCAACGAGCCCAGGCAACCCCCCUACCCCGAGAUCCCCGCGACACGUCCUUCACGCGCGAGGACCCGCAUGACGUCCCUCUCGCCCGCACACCAGCCUCAACGCCCAACGUCCCGCACUCGCCCCACCCGCAAGACCCAAACACAACGCCCACGCACUCGCCCUUUCCCCGUCCCAUCCUCAAGACCCAGAUCCAGACCAAGCGCGCGGCCGCGGACGAAGCCAGAUCGCGCCCGCGCAAGCGCGCGAGGACGAGCGCGGACGAGGUCGACACGCUUGUUAGGGGCAUGCGGCAUGCCGGGCGCUUGGCCGUACGAGUCUGGGUCUGGUUCUGGGUCGUGGGAGAGGGAGGGGGAUGA
Molecule: messenger RNA, 1152 nt
Organism: Peniophora sp. CBMAI 1063
Lineage: Eukaryota; Fungi; Basidiomycota; Agaricomycetes; Russulales; Peniophoraceae
Source: the annotation of a GenBank genome assembly